This is a messenger RNA of Thamnophis elegans (Western terrestrial garter snake), 4483 nucleotides long. RefSeq names its product myocardial zonula adherens protein (gene MYZAP). Gene Ontology annotation, biological process: maintenance of ER location; intracellular signal transduction. The transcript is spliced from 11 exons. Bases 126 to 1313 code for a protein of 395 amino acids. The record is from RefSeq and is a predicted model, not a curated record. Lineage: Eukaryota; Metazoa; Chordata; Lepidosauria; Squamata; Natricidae. Gene Ontology annotation, cellular component: RNA polymerase II, holoenzyme; intracellular anatomical structure; nuclear envelope.
GGGCGGGGCGAGCGCCCUUCCUUGCUGCGCGGGGCGGUGGAUCGGCUCACUUGGCCCGAGGAGGCGCCGCGCCAGCCGUGGCGGGGGCUGCGGGGAGCGGGCAGCCAGAGGCGGCGGCGGCCGAGAUGCUGCGCUACAGCUCGGGGCUGACGGUGACCCACACCAAGCCGAGGCAGCCGCAGAGCAGGCGGAAGGCAAACGUCUGUCGGCUGCGCUUAACUCUGCCUGCGGAAGAAAGCUGGCCGCCUUGGGGAGGAGGAGGAGGGACAAAUACGGCUGAAAAGACCCCAAAGCAACUCUACCAAGCGCCUGGAGGAUUGUCUGCUGGGGACUUAAAGCACGGUGUUGUGUAUGGUGUUGUGCACCGGUCCGAUGACAAUCACAACAAAGAAAUGGUGGUUUAUGGAUGGUCAGCUCACCAGCUGAAAGAAGAAAUGAGAUAUAUACGAGAUGUGAGAUUGACAUUGGAAAGAGUGAGAAACAAAAUGUAUGGAGAAUACGAUGAAAUGAAGCGUAAAAUCCAGGCGCUCUCGAGUGAGCUGACGGUAUCACAUGCUGAGCAGGCAUCCCUAGAGAGCCACAUCCAGGUGCACGAGGCAGCCCUGGAGAGUUUCCACGAAAUGAGCAGUUCACUAACCUCGGCAUCCAUUGAGCUGCAGAAAACCUUAGUUGAUGUUACUUUGGAGAACACAGUUAUACGUGACCAGAUACAGAACCUGAAACAAACUCAUGAAUUAUCCAUGGAAAAACUGAAGGAAAAGCAGAAGCAACUGGAAACGGCCAAGGUGGAAAAUGAACUGCUCCGUCUGAAGGUGGAAAGCUCACAGGAAGCAAAUGCGGAAGUCAUGAGAGAGAUGACCAGGAAACUCUACAGUCAGUAUGAGGAAAAGCUUCAAGAAGAAGAACGGAAGCAUUCCCUUGAGAAGGAAACACUCCUUUUGGAAACGAAUCGUUUACUUAUGGCCAUUGAGGAUGCCAAUAAGAAGAUGAGGCUUACAGAGACAAGUUUGCAGGAAAAAGAUCAACGAAUUGGAGAGCUGGAUCGACUCAUUCAGCGCAUGGAAAAUGAACGCCAUCAGUUGCAAAAGCAAUUAAUGGAGCAUGAAAUGCAACGACAAGGAGCGGAUCUCUACCACCAGUCCAGCCAACCAAGGUCUCUCAAACUUGAGGAAAUUACUGACAGCCUCCGAGAACGAAUCCAGCACCUGGACGACAUGGUUCUGUGUCAGCAGAAAAAAGUCAAGCACAUGGUUGAGGAGGUUAUGGCCCAUGAGCUCUUCUCCACAUUUAGUCUCAGAUUCAUUGGACGAUGAUAGAUGGGGGUCACCCAGCACAAAAUGGGGCAGGAUCCAUUACGCAGCAUGGAGAAAAGGGACUCGGGUGCCAAGAAACCAAACCGGAUUGUGAUACUGUAGCUCACCUGGAAAAGUCCAGUGCGGUAGGAUGGCCGUUCCGAUGGGCAGUCCGCACAGAAUCUGAGCUCCACAAGAGGAAACCCUCGGCCAUAAACACUGCGAGAGUCCUGCAGAAGGCUUUACCUUGACAAGGGUUCUUGAACGCUCAGUGAGAAGGCGGAACCCGGGAAAAUCCUGUCUCAGCAUUCCCCUUUCACAUGGAGCCGAAAAAGGGGUGACCUUCAUCUGCUAUUUUGGAGGUCAAAAGACAAAGCGUGACUGGGAAUGAACACACAGAGGUCUAUUGGCCAGAGACGACACGUCAAGCACUUGUGAUAUUUUUUGUGUCGUUCCCAUUGUGAAACCUGAACCAAGGCUUAAGCCAAAGCUGUGUACAGAAGGGAAAGCUGUAAUGGCGGCUUGAAAUGUUUCAUCACCUAAAAGCAACUCUUUGCAAUGACAGUCACAUUUUCAGAAAGUGGGAGUGCCAAGCUGCGUCCCUCAUCCCCCCCAGUGGAAGGAGCGUUGGUGCUCUGAGAUUCUCAGGCGGAAUUGGAUUACGUCGUAGAGCACCUGUGCAGACCGAAAUGCAGAAGUAAAACGAUUCCUUUUGUGCUGGUGAUGUUUGCAUAAAUAGGGACUUUUAUUAAUAAACAUUUAGCGGUCUAAACUGAUCCCUGGUUCUCCUUCUCCACUCCACAUUCGCCUUACGCAGCAUUCUGCUUUUGGGUGUCCUCUGGAGGACACCUUCCGUUAAUUUUAAACUUGUAGUAACAAAAGCUGAAAGAGGCUUCUCUUUGCAUGCAAUUCUGGAGAGCUGCUGCCAAUGGUGUAGUAAUAUCGAGCCAGAAGGUCCAGCUGAUACUGGCAGGCUCUGCAAUGGAAGCCAAAAUGGCUCCUCCCAAUUCCUGCAUGGCCUCCAAAGUUGAUGAGGAGGCUCGGUGGAGGGGCAAAGCCCAGAGAGAACCUGCUAGGAAACGGGGCUUCCUGGCUGUUGUGCAAGAGGAGGAUAUCCAAGGGAAGCACCUGACUCGAUGGAAUGAAUCCCAAGGAAAUGAAAAUUGCCAUGAAAACAGAUAGCAGAAUGUCACCAAAAGUGUCCAUGAGGACAGAGAAAGCUGCUUCGGUGGCCGAUUUGCUGGGAACAACUGCCAAUUUGUCCUCCCUCUUUCCCCACUCCCCCCCCCCCCCCCGCAACAUGCCCCUUGGCUCCCUUGUUGCACUGGUGGUGGAAGAAACCCAGGGGACACAGAAGAAUCAUCGAAAGGCUCAGCCAGGGCACUUUCGGUCUUAUGCUGCAAUAUAGUUACUACGUAGAGGAAUUCUGUUUAUAAGAAGGUGUGCAAUUGUUUUCAAAGAAAAGCCUGCCGAUUCUGGACUUUGCUGUUUCACUCUAAGUUGGUGGUGGUUGGGCCCCGAAGCCUCCCCCAGACCCUAAAAGGCUGAAGCCAGACCUCAGGUUGGGAGGGCUGGAAGACCCGCCAGGGGGAGCUUUUCAGGCCGGCUUCCAGAGAUUCAGUCUUCAAAGACAGAAGGUUCGCGUCGGCUGUUCUGCUGCUCUUUUGGCAACUCUGUAUUUCAGUGAACUACUUUUAUUUUAAAAAGUGUUAUUGAAGUUCUAAUAAAUUGUUUCCACUUGAAAUUAUGUGAAUUUUGAAAGCAUUCUUUGCCGAAAGGGGGAGGGGCUAAUAGGUUUAUUAAAAACAACAAUAAAGAGCAACUUUGCUGACUACAGAACAAACCAGGAAAGGGUAGUUAUUAUUCCACGCUGCUAUGACUCUAAUUGAGAUAAAAUAAUUGCCAGCUGGUCAUUAUUUUUAAGGGUUUGGUGUAUUUCACUGUAGCCUCAGGAGCUGCUGUCCUGUUGGGUGUCUGUCUGAAUCCUGACUGCACAAGCAUUUCCUUUCAAUUCUGGGGGAGCCAGAAUUGUUGCUGCCCUCCCCGGCUGGCCCUGCUGAUGCUCCCCCCCACCCUCUGUUGCACACUCAUGCACACACCCAGCUCUUCCCUUGUUUUCCACCAGAACACCCUGCUCCCAACUCCCCUCUGGGCUGCUCCCUGUCCCACCUGCUUCCCGGCGUGGAUAGUGGGGAAGAUGUGUCACCUAUGGCUGGGGAGGCCUCUAUCCAGCUGUUCUGUGGCAACAGCUCCAGUGAAAUGCAUCCGGCCCCUUUGGCUCAUUUAGCCUGCAUUUCCUUAGGAGGCCAAUGUGUCUGUCCAAUUACUGAUAAGGACACUGCUGGGAUUUUCAGCUUUUCCAAAUGGCUGUCUGGGUGCCCAAUAAAUCUCUGCUCUUGUAUAUUGGUUACGAGAUAUGAGCCCUAAUGUAUUGUCACUGACAUAUUUGCACUUUCUUCUAAAGAACUUGGGAGGGCAGAGGACAGGAAGCAGUUUCUGCAAAAGCUGAAGCGUGACGUGUCCAAAACUCUUAAGUGAACUACGCAGGGCCAGGAGAUGCUCCCCAACUUCGCUGGUGGAAUCUGACAAUGUGGGAGGCCUUAUAUAUUAAAUGGAUUUCCUCCCCCCCCCCCCCCGUGGAAGUCAAGAUGUGUGCCAGUGUGCCGGUGUGUGUUGGUGACCUGCUCCACAGGCCCCCUUAGUUCAGCAGGGCAGUGGGGGGGACGUCCUGGAACUCCUGUCCCGUGGAGAUCAAAUCCUCCACUUCUGAACCUGCUGGAUGACCAUGAAGGGCUCAAAGGAAGCACCCUCCAAGGGCCCACAGCAGGGGCAAGAAUCUGCUUGGGCCCCUCCCCAGGCAGGAGGGGCUCUCAAGCAUCAGCAGCCGCCUCCACUCAAUGCUGGUUCUGCCUUCUGGCUGUAGGAUUUGAUCUCAUGAUUUUAAUUUUAUGUUUUGAUCCUAUUGGCCACUUUCGUUGGAAAGGCGGGGAAAAAGACUCAAAAAAGAAAAGGAAAUCUUUGGAGUCAUUCUCGGAAUCCUAAAGCAAAUUCUGUUUCCUGGUGCUAAAUACUUACCUGUGCCCCAAUUGUAAUUUUGAAAAUUACCCACCUGUAUUCUGCAGGAAAACGUUUUGAGGCCUGUGGUUUCACCGUCUGAGGAUCACGGCCUGUGGAGAGGCUUUGCUGGUCCC